CUGCGCCCGCGGUGGGAUGCAGAGGCGGUUGGGAGUGGCCGCGCCCGGCCGCAGCAGUCCACGCCUUCACGCCGCGCACCCGCAGCCUCAGCGCAGGCAGGAUAGGAAGCUUCCUGCCACCUUCCUCCUCCGCAGCCCUCCCCACUCCUUGCCUCGUCCUCCCCCGUACACCUCGACUUCAACUUGCAGCCGAAGAAGCCCAGAGGCGGCGAGCGGCGCGCAUGCGGUUCCCAAUCCCACCUCCUCCCCACUACUACAAGUAGGCCGGGCGGGCAGGCGGGUCCCUCCCAACAAACCCCUCGGGCCCUCCAGUACUCCGCCGCCCGUCGUCCUUCCGCCGCCGCCGCCGCCUCGUCGGGACGGUUCCGUGCGGCGCCGGGACUCCGAGAAUUCCGUCCGGCUGAUCGAUCCGUCCCCAACCCACGAGACCCGAGGCAUUGGUAAUUCGUUGCCCGGUUGGUUGCGCCGUCCGCAAUCCGGCCUCCGCACGCCAACUCGCAACAGAAAAGGAUCUCCUCGACGCGGCUUUCGCGGCCACCGCAGGGGGCACAGCACCGCGCGGACGUACAUACUUGCUACCCCGACUUCGUAGAAGCGAUCCACCCGCCGCCGCCACCGAAGCCGAAUUCCGCGGCGGGAGAUCGUAGCGCGCUGAAGGCGGUGACCAUGGGCGAGGCGGCGCCGCCGGUCCCCGACGGCGACGGCUUCCCGGCGUGGGCGCGGUCCGUGUCCGACUGCGAGGCGCGCCUCGGCGUCUCGGCGUCGCGGGGCCUCUCCCCCGCCGACGCCGCGGCGCGGCUGCGCGCGCGCGGACCCAACGAGCUCGACGAGCACCCGGGCCCGUCGCUGCUGCAGCUCCUCGCGCAGCAGUUCGAGGACACGCUCGUCCGCAUCCUGCUCGCCGCCGCGGCGGUCUCGUUCCUCCUCGCGCUCUUCUCCUCGGCCGGGGAGGUCACGCUCUCCGCCUUCGUCGAGCCGCUCGUCAUCUUCCUCAUCCUCGUCGUCAACGCCGCCGUCGGAAUCUGGCAGGAGACCAACGCCGAGAAGGCGCUCGAGGCGCUGCGGGAGAUCCAGUCCGACCACGCCGCGGUGCUCCGUGACGGGGAGUGGCUCCCCGCGCUCCCCGCCCGGGAACUCGUCCCCGGGGACGUCGUCAAGCUCCGCGUCGGGGACAAGGUGCCCGCCGACAUGCGCGUCGCCAGCCUCGUCACCUCCACGCUCCGCGUCGAGCAGGGCUCGCUCACCGGAGAGACCGCUUCCGUCAACAAGACCUCGCACGCCGUGCCCGUCGAGGAUGCCGACAUCCAGGCCAAGGAGUGCAUGGUCUUCGCCGGCACCACCAUCGUCAACGGCUGCGCCGUCUGCAUCGUCGUGCACACCGGGAUGGCCACCGAGAUCGGCAAGAUCCACGCGCAGAUCCAUGAGGCAUCGCAGGAGGACGACGACACCCCGCUCAAGAAGAAGCUCAACGAGUUUGGCGAGGCGCUCACCAAGAUCAUCGGGCUCAUCUGCGCCCUGGUCUGGCUCAUCAAUGUCAAAUACUUCCUCACAUUUGAGCUUCACGGAUGGGUGCCCAGGAACAUUCGCUUCUCCUUCGAGAAGUGCACCUACUACUUCGAGAUCGCAGUGGCACUUGCUGUUGCCGCCAUACCUGAGGGCCUACCUGCCGUGAUCACCACAUGCCUCGCGCUUGGGACAAGGAAGAUGGCAGCCAAAAAUGCACUGGUGAGGAAGCUGCCGAGUGUGGAGACCCUGGGCUGCACCACCGUGAUUUGCUCGGACAAGACUGGAACGCUGACCACAAACCAGAUGUCAGUGGCAAAACUUGUGGCAAUAGGUGAUUCUUCAGGGGAAGUUAGGAGCUUCAAGGUGGAAGGGACGACCUAUGAUCCCCGGGAUGGGAAAAUUCAUGACUGGCCUGCUGGGAGCAUCGAUGUGAACCUUGAGACGAUCGCAAAGGUUGCAGCUGUGUGCAAUGAUGCCAGCGUGGCACAUUCUUCGCAUCAGUAUGUUGCCACUGGAAUGCCGACCGAGGCAGCUUUAAAGGUUCUGGUUGAGAAAAUGGGUCUGCCUGGAGGAAAGAAUGGACCGUCAUUGGAUCCGUCUGAUACAUUAGGCUGCUGCAAAUGGUGGAACAAUGUUGCCAAAAGGAUUGCCACCCUCGAGUUUGACCGCAUGAGGAAAUCAAUGGGUGUUAUUGUGAGGACCAGUUCAGGAAGCAAUGCACUACUCGUGAAGGGAGCUGUUGAAACUUUGCUUGAGCGAAGUAGCCACGUUCAACUGAAGGAUGGUUUAGUGGUGCCAUUAGAUGAGAAAGCAAAGGAAAUUGUCUUGGCAAGCCUCCAUGAGAUGUCAACCAAAGCUCUACGCUGCCUGGGUUUUGCAUACAAGGAGGAUUUAGCAGAAUUUGCAACAUAUGAUGGCGAAAACCAUCCUGCUCAUAAGCUCUUGCUGGAUCCAGCCAAUUAUGCUGCAAUUGAGACUGACCUAAUUUUUGCUGGUCUUGUCGGCCUAAGGGACCCUCCCAGGGAAGAGGUCUAUGAUGCUAUUGAAGAUUGCAGAGCUGCAGGCAUCCGUGUCAUGGUGAUAACAGGGGACAACAAAGAAACUGCUGAGGCAAUAUGCCGCGAAAUUGGCGUGUUUUCACCUGAUGAGGAUAUCACCUUAAACAGCCUUACAGGGAAGGAGUUCAUGGCACUUGAGGACAAGAAGACACUGCUAAGGAGGAAAGGCGGCCUUCUGUUCUCUAGGGCAGAGCCAAGGCACAAACAAGAGAUUGUGAGAUUGUUGAAAGAAGAUGGUGAAGUUGUCGCCAUGACUGGAGAUGGAGUCAACGAUGCCCCUGCGCUAAAACUGGCUGAUAUUGGUGUUGCUAUGGGCAUUACAGGAACUGAGGUUGCCAAGGAGGCCUCUGACAUGGUGUUGGCUGAUGAUAACUUUAGCACUAUAGUUGCUGCAGUUGGUGAAGGAAGAUCAAUUUACAACAACAUGAAAGCUUUCAUAAGAUACAUGAUUUCCUCAAACAUUGGUGAAGUUGCAUCUAUUUUCCUAACUUCUGCCUUGGGUAUUCCUGAGGGAUUGAUACCUGUUCAACUUCUAUGGGUCAAUCUUGUCACCGAUGGCCCCCCUGCAACUGCUUUAGGUUUCAAUCCGCCUGACAAGGACAUCAUGAAGAAACCACCUAGGAGAAGCGAUGAUUCACUGAUCACUCCCUGGAUUUUGUUCCGCUACCUGAUCAUUGGCCUCUAUGUGGGAAUUGCAACUGUCGGCAUUUUUGUCAUAUGGUACACACAUGGAUCUUUCAUGGGCAUUGACCUCACUGGAGAUGGUCACACUCUUGUCAGUUACUCACAGCUUUCAAACUGGGGCCAGUGCUCUACUUGGGACAACUUCACGGUUUCGCCUUUCACUGCUGGAACCAGAAGUUUCACCUUUGACAACCCAUGCGAGUACUUCCAGGCGGGAAAAGUGAAGGCGACAACACUCUCUCUGUCUGUCCUAGUGGCGAUUGAGAUGUUCAACUCGCUCAAUGCUCUCUCUGAAGACAGCAGUCUGCUCAGUAUGCCUCCUUGGGUCAACCCAUGGCUGCUCGUUGCAAUGUCGGUGUCGUUCGGGCUCCAUUUCUUGAUCCUCUAUGUGCCGUUCCUUGCUACAGUGUUUGGUAUCGUGCCCCUGAGCUUGAAUGAAUGGCUGCUGGUUCUGCUGGUCGCACUACCGGUGGUGCUCAUCGACGAGGUUCUGAAGUUUGUGGGCAGGAGUACAAGCUCUUCAGGUCCCAAGAGGCUGUCGAGGAAGCAGAAGGGCGAGUAACGCUAACAUUGGUUCAGUUCUCAGUUACUAAACCAACCAAUUGAUCAUGUAAAGAUGAUUCUCAAAGGAUGUUCGUUAAACACCAAACUUUUCAAUACAUAGAAAUUGCAGGAAACUAGUUCUCAAACAAGUACCCGUUUUUUUUUUCAGCUUUUGUGCUGUUUCUUGCUUGCUUUUCUCCUAAUGCCUAAAGGCAACAAAUUAGCUUCCUAGUUCUUAAAUUUUACUGGUUAUAAUUGGCAACCUAUUAUCCUGUGAAUUAUGUAGUAUCGAGUCAAGAUGCUAAUUCUCAGUUUUUGACUGCAAUAUGUGUAGCAGUAAUUCAAAAUUA
Messenger RNA from Setaria italica (foxtail millet), 4141 nucleotides. RefSeq names its product calcium-transporting ATPase 4, endoplasmic reticulum-type. Gene Ontology annotation, cellular component: membrane. The record is from RefSeq and is a predicted model, not a curated record. Bases 667 to 3810 code for a protein of 1047 amino acids. NCBI's taxonomy places the organism in Eukaryota, Viridiplantae, Streptophyta, Magnoliopsida, Poales, Poaceae. The transcript has 8 exons. Gene Ontology annotation, biological process: intracellular calcium ion homeostasis; calcium ion transmembrane transport. Gene Ontology annotation, molecular function: P-type calcium transporter activity; ATP binding; ATP hydrolysis activity.